This is a messenger RNA of Dothidotthia symphoricarpi CBS 119687, 2533 nucleotides long. RefSeq lists its product as uncharacterized. The record is from RefSeq and is a predicted model, not a curated record. Lineage: Eukaryota; Fungi; Ascomycota; Dothideomycetes; Pleosporales; Dothidotthiaceae. The transcript is spliced from 2 exons. The coding region runs from base 83 to 2533 and encodes 816 amino acids.
CAGGAACGUACGUUGAGCUGGCAGGGUUUAUGAAUGUUCUCGAUCAGGGGCUUAGCGUCAUCCUCCGAAAUUGCAAUUCAACAUGCCCUCGACCACGCUCUCCGUGCAACAUCUUCAACGACACCGCCUCCCCUCGAUUAUUACUUCUUGCUCGGACAAUAACACCAACUACGACGAGUUCCACACUAUCAACAUCACCGACGACGACGACGCCAACAACGCUAUUCUUUCCAUCCCCCCGAGUGAUAAUACCUUGUACAUAAUAUCAGAGCAUGACUAUGUCCGCUCGUUAAUCCCGAACCCUGCGCUGCGCGACGUCUGCGCGAAAUCCUCAACCACACAUCUCCCCUAUACUAUCGGAUCGCCGAGGAGGAAACCAAGACGCCUCAUGGCUGCCAUCACUACAUACGUCCCCGAUGUGGGCGCCCCGGGCUCGCCGCCCGACCUCACCAAUUCCAAGAGCUCCAAGAGCUCGAGCUUCCACUCGGAGACACUGUCCGACCUCAUGGGCCCAAGCGACCUGUCACAUUUCGAAGACAUCAACCUCGACGACGUCAAGGGGCCCGCGGCGUUUCCCAUGCAGAACAGCACGUCGACGAGAGUCGUGUACGAUGCGCGGAGUGCGAGUCUAUCUAAUGUGGCGAGCUCGCGAACUUUGACCGCGUCGUCGAAGAAUAGAUAUCCUAGCUUGAAGGGCCAGGUUAAUGGCGCGCUGAAGCUGCAGGCGCCCGCGAAGCCGGGCAGGAGGGGCUUCUCGUCGCCGUCGGCGCCCUCGCUGUCCAGCGCUAAUAUGAGUCUUGCUGCGCCCCCGCGCUCGUCCAGAUCGCCCUCGCCGUCGGGUGCGCACACGUUUGCUGCGGCGCCGAGGACGCUUUCGAGGAAGAGCUCGCGCGGGCUGGAGGUCAUGCCUAGCCCGGGCUUGAACGCGAGGAGGCAGUCGUGGCAGGACUCGAAGCGAAAGACGCUGAAGGAACGGGAGGCGGAGUGCGAUGAUGAGGAGGACGAGGAACUACCUGAGGAUGCGGUGAUUUGGAACGUGCCCAUCUCGCCACGGCCCGUUCAGGAGAGGUCACCCGCGCCAUCGACGUGCGGGAGUCCGCCCAGGGGGUCGCCGAGUUUGAGCGUUAUCAGCAAUGGCGGGUCCUCCGCACGCACAUCCCCCGGGCCAUCAACGACGCGCUUCCCGCAACGCAUGCCCUCGCCGCGGUCAGCGAGUAGGGAGAAUUUCCCCCCUGGGCUCACACGCCAGCGCACGAAUAACUGGGAAGACACAUACACAUCGCUCGACCCGGACGCGAAGAAAAUGACUGAGGCGCUCGAGGAGUUCCAGGUCGAAUCGGAGCGCAAACAGGAAGUUCAACGCCAGCAGCCCGGGCUCACGCGCUCGACGUCUGUCAGCCAGCUUGAGCCUAAGAGCAAGAAAUCUUCGCUUCCGCCGGUGCGUAAGAGUGAUCCGCUUAUUGAUCCGUUUCAGCCUUCGGUCGAGAAGCAGAAGUAUCUUUCGCGGACGAGGCCGAGUUGGUUACCGCCUAAGAAUCCGAAGGAGGAGAAGAAACACCUCAAAGAGUAUCAGAGGAUGCUUGCGAGGAUUGAGGAAGCCGAACGCCUCGAAGCCCAACGCGCGCAAUCCGAAGCCCUCGCCCGCGAAAAAGCCUCCCGCAUCAAAGCCGAAUACUGGACCACCCUCCUCCCAAAAUGGGACACCGAAAUGGCCGACCCAGCACUCCGCGCCACACACAGAAAAAUGUGGUGGAACGGCAUCCCCCCGCGGCUCCGCGGCGCCGUCUGGCAGCGCGCAGUAGGAAACGACCUCGAAGUAACAGAAACCACCUACACCAUUGCUUUACAAAAAGCGCAACAAGCCCUCCAGCAACAGCAGAGUCCCCUUUCAACCCGCUACCCCCAAAUCCUAGCCUGCACCCGCACCGUCUUCCCCGAACUGUGCAUGUUCGCACCGCCUGCGACUACGGGCGCAGAGCCCCAAGCCCUGCAUACAGAUCUCGUGAAUAUCUGCCUCGCGUAUGCGACGUACCGGCCUGAUAUCCCCCCUGCGUCUGCGCCAAUUCAUCACAUCGCCGCGCUCCUGCUGCUCAGUCUGUCCCCCGCGCAGUCUUUCGUCACACUCUCAAACCUAUUGAAUCGCCCCCUCCCCUUGUCGUUCCUCAUAAACGACGAGAACGCUACGCACGCCGCGUACGCUACUACACUCAACGCGUUAGGUAGGAAACACGCCGGUCUGGCGAAGCGGCUGGAAACCCUGCGUGUGGAGCCGAGGGAUUACUUGCAGGAUAUGUUCGGCAGUUUGUUUUGUGCGCGCUUGGGGGUGGAGGCGGCGGCGAGGGUUAUGGAUGUUUAUGUCGUUGAGGGGGAUAAGAUUCCUCCGCGCGUGGCGGUGGCGGUGCUGGGGGAGUUGGAGGGGAGGUGUGGGGAGGGGGGACGGGAGGAUGUGUUGAGGGUGUUGAGGGGGGCGGAGGUGGGGGGGAGGGAGGUGGAUGGGUUUAUGGGGAGGGUGUUUGAGGCGGGGAAGAGUUAG